GUGUUGCUUGCUGAUAGGAUUGGAAGGAGGAGUCAGAAGCUAACUAGAUACGGUGGCAUUGUCCUUAAUAGCAUGAAGGUAUAAAUCUGAGAGCUGCACAGUGUGAGAGCUAUGCAUGUUCAAUGCUCUGUGGAUUAAAACUUUACCUGCAUCUUCCAGACUCUCAGACACCCACACUGCAACUCAACAUCUUUGAUGUCCAAUGAACCAGACAAGAUCUAAGUAUGAAACAGGACCUGCAAUUUAUCAUCAUUAGGAUUACAGUUCGUAAAUAUGCCUAAAGUACAACAGGUAUUUUUUUAUUUUCUAACAUAUUUUAUUGACAAGCUCAGAAUGAUGCCACAGUAGAAAUGUAAUUAUUCUGUACCUUAGCAUCUGCCUCUGGACUUCUGUUAUUGAAAAUAUCGUUAAGUCAUAACACAGGGGUCACUUAAGGAAUGCAUCAGCAAUAGUCUAACAACAAACUAGAGCUAUAUUCUCGUCUCGUGAGCAUUCAAAGGCUAGAUUAAUUAAGACAGGAAAACACUUAUUGUAACACUUUCUUCUUUAACCUUUCCAAGCACAGUUUAGAAUGCAGAACGCAAGAAAUUAAUGAAUUGGUGAAUCAAUAGAAAGCUUCUUACAAAAACACGUUUUGUAAUUAAUGUAGCCUCUCAAACACGUGAUGAAUAAUUUUAGAUUUCAAAUCUGUGUAUUCGUGAGUAUAAAUAAUGUAUAAAUAACAGUUUCCAUUAAAGAAAACCUUCUGCAGUUGUAUUAUUCAACGCAACCUAUGUACUAAAUUUAAUCUUCUCACACAAAUGAUUGUACACAAUCUUCAGAUAAGUGAAUAAUCUGGCGAAAUUGCAUUCACUGCAAUAAAAUGCUCCUGUCCCUAUGAGUUAUAACUGCUAUUUCAUAUUUUCUUGAGUGAAUGUCAAAUGAACACAGAAGUCUACUGCCAUAAAAAAUCAAUAGGUUUGAUAGUUGACACAGUAAAUAUCAUAUGGGGACAAAAAUAACAUCAUAAUAUAUGACAUGGAUAAUUAUAUUAAUAUUAAUCGCUAUUCAAAUCUAAAAUGUAAAUGUUUCAUUUUCUUAUUCCACCUGUUUUUCUUUUUUUGCUCAAAAAUCUGCUGCCUAAUUUAUUUAUAUUUGCUAUGCUUUACAUAGUUUAUGUUGCUUUAUUUAUUGUAUAGGUAGGAAUUCAAAACAGAUUUAAUGUGGGAAUUCAGUCACUUUUUAUUGUACAACUUGUGUUUUUACAUUUCUUAGCUUGUCUUCAUAUGUUAGAUGAGAAUUCAGAAUUUCAUAUUGGGUUAAAUAUCCAAGAUAUGAGGAUUAUUCAUACACCUGAAUACAAUGUAUAACCGGUUCAAAUAAUGCAAUGUUAUCAAUGUAAAAACAGUUAUAAUACACUUCCUUUAGUCUAUAUUGUGUAUAUAUAAAAAUUUGUAUAAAAAAACAAACAAAAAAAACCAUUUACUAUUAGGGAUCCUCUCCAAUAUCAGUAAUGGUGCUUAUUUCCUAUCCUUAAGAUACUCUAUUUUCUUGUUUAAUUCAAUUUUAUCUAGCCUACCUAUCUUUUCUCAUUUCCCAUUGCUCACUCAUAUUUCCCCUUUCUCUCUACUUUUCCCCUUAUAAUUACAUCUUAUCUCAUUGUCAUCCCUCUAACCUUACCUCUCCUACUUACUUUAACUCCAUUUGAUUAACUUUACUUUUUGAUGAAAUCCUCUUCUCUAUUUUUUUCAGUUAACAUUCUCUUUCAUUCUCACACUCUCCACAUUCAUCUGUACUUUCAAUGUAUUCAUCCCUUUAACCUUAUUUUUACAAAGCUUUUUUCUGUUUUAUUUCUGUUGCUCCCUUUUCUAAAUUCUAAAUUUUGUUUGCUUCUUUAUUUGUCCUUCUCCUUUUCCCUUCCUUUCCAUCUUUUUUUUUCUGACAUUCAUUACAUUGUGUCUCGUUAUCUCUUCCUUCAUUAACUAUAUAAAAGGAAAAUGAUGCCUACCCUCACCCGUGCCAACAACAUAAACUCAGAUUUUAGUAUGCUUUCUUGUUUGAUUAUUUUUAAAACACAAUGGGACGCUGCAUCAAUUGUUGGGUUUUCUUGCUCCCUUCUCUUCAGGUUUAUACAGCAUGUUUUUUUUUAUACAGCGUAGAAUGUAAGCACAUUAAUUGUUCUAGGAAAUAAAAUUAUCAACAAGUCUAUCUUACAUGCAGGACUUCAUGCCAUGUCAGGAGGUAUGAUGCAAUAUAACCCCUCCCCUGAUGCAUUAAGGGAAAUGUAGUCCACGGCAUCUGGAGUGUUGAAGGUUGCAUAUACCUUCUAUACUCCAUAUCUCUGGAAAACACAAUUUGUGAUACAUAAUAAUAAUCGCCAUAAUGAAAGGGACACUAUAGUGACCAGAACAACUUAAUGUAGUUGUUCUGUUGAGUAUAGUCAGUCCCUGCAGGGUUUUAGAAAUAAACAAUGUCUUUUCAGAGAAAAGGCAGUGUUUACAUUACAGCCUGGACAACCUACAGUGGCCACUCCUCAGAUGGCUGCUAGAGGUGCUUCCUAGGGCAGUUAUGCACAGUGUGCAGCAAGGACAUUCAUUAUCUUCACCCUCUGCAUGGAGACCCUGAACGUUCCUCAUAGUGAUGCAUUAAUUUAAUACUAUUCUAUGUGGAUUAGCAAGGGUGGCUUUUGGCUCCGCCCCCCAGUCCACCUCCUUGGCUUAGAUGAUCAAUUCUGAUGAUGUCAGCCAAGUAGGCAGAUCAGGGUCAGUGCCAGCACCAGCAGACUGGAAUAAAGGUAAGAUUAUGCAAUAUUUAUGGCGGCAAGAUUGGUACGGGGGGUGGGGAGAGGGGGGCGAUAGUGUUUCUAACACUAUAGGUUCAUAGCAUUCCUUUAACUAAGCUAGGUGAAAGAAUUAAUAGUUUUUAUAUGAUUGUUUGAUGUUGUUGCUUAACAAUAUACUAUAAUAUUUAUUGAUGAUCUCAUAAAUUGCUUAUUGAUACGAGAAGCCAACAUUAUCUAUAAAUCAUGAUGGACUUGGAAAUAUUAUUUAACAUAAAAUAGACAUUUCUAGAAAAAUACUCAUUUUAUAGUGGUAUAAAAUCUAAUGCAAUAUAUCCAUUACAAAUAUAAAUGUAACAAGAAAAAAGAAAGCCGUCUACAGGCAAUGGCUGUCUAAAAAAUAGACUAGACCACUUAGCCUGUAGAUGGUCACACCUUAUAAGACACUCCAGUUGUGUCUUGGGGCAUAACCCCUGAUUAGGAAAACUAUAAGAUACUCAAAAUAACUAGUAUCUGAGUAUCCACUGGAAUAAUGAAUAGUAAUGAUUCUAUACAAAGUGAGAUAUAGAGAUAUAUAUAUAAUGAGAAAAUACAAUAAUAGAAAAAUGGGUCAAGUGAAAGUAGAAAAUAACUGCCUAAUGGCAAAAAACUGUCAUUGUGUUGUAAAUACUAUAUAUUGGAUAUAAAAUAAUACAAAAAAUAUUUUUUGGGAUUAUUUUAUAUCCAAUAUAUAGUAUUUAUUGAUACUCUUCUGCUCAUUCAGUUACUUAUGUCCCAAUAUGCUAGCAAUUGAGUACAUGGCAGUUAACAUUAUAGAUACUUUUUUGAUACAAUUUACUGAUUUAAUUAUUUUCAAUAGAUCCCACAUAUAGUAUCUAUUUAUACUUUUCUGCUUACUCAGCCUCUAAUGUUCCAAUAUGCUAGCAAUCUAGUAUUAUAUCUUAUAUAAUGCCACAGCUUGAGACUUACUAGGUAAAAGCAAGUCCUUAAUGUCUCUUAUAUAUUCUUUGGAUGUAUUGAUACCAGCCUGCAGUCACAGAUAUUGACCUAUGAAGCAUUAUAUAUUAAAGUCUAAACCUGUGUACUGCGGUAUCUACUUUCAGAGACAUUAGAAAGGGAGUUUUUUUGCCAUUAGGCAGUUAUUUUCUACUUUCACCUGACCCAUUUUUCUAUUAUUGUAUUUUCUCAUUAUAUAUAUCUCUAUAUCUCACUUUGUAUAGAAUCAUUACUAUUCAUUAUUCCAGUGGAUACUCAGGUACUAGUUAUUUUGAGUAUUUUAUAGUUUUUCAAAUAUAAAUGUAUUUCAUUUCACUAAAAUUGGACUUGUGAUUCAUAAAUAAUUGAAUGAAGGUAAGCAGUGCUUCAAGCAGGUUUUAAUUCGGCAUCAGAGAAACAAAUUGACCAAAAAGUGUACAGAUUAAAUAUAUUUUUCUAUUUCUCUUACAGUUAAGCUGCUUUUUAAAUUUUAUUUUAUGUUGCCCUAUACCAAUCAUAUUUCUGAAUAUCUCACAUGUGAGACUAAAUAUUUAUAAAGGAAAUAAAACCAUCAUGAAAAAGGCUGUGGUUCUGAGUUAUACUUUGUAGUCUUAGAAACAUUGUGAUAUAAGUUAAAAAAAUCAUGAAGUACUCUGAAAAAUUAUAUUUUGAAAAAGGUACACUCCAAUGUAGAAAAUUUGAUUCAUGUUGGAUCGGCAAGCAAGAAUAUCUAUAUUUAAUAUUAUACCCCUAUAUUUCCAUUUAAUCUGUAAAUGCCAAGAAGAAGUUGUUUGAAGCAUUUUUUUGUUAUGAUGAACCAUUUCUUCUGCUGUAGGUGAAAACCCUUUUGUUUAAGUCUCAGUGUACUUUUUUACUUUGGCAUUGAAUGGGCCAUAAGUAAAUUGUUUCUAUUGAUUAUGUAUCAAUUUAGUCAAUAUUAUUUUGUCUCUUCUGAGAUAUCUUUUAGUUAGAGUAAGCAAAUACUUAAUUUCUAGCCUUUAUCGAUAACUAACAUUGUCCAUUCUUUUAUUACAUUUAAACUUUUACAUCCCGAACUACACUUUCUUUUUAAAAUCAGUAUCCAAAACUGCACUGCAUAUUUCUGAUCGGUUUUGCCAUUGAUAUAGAAGGUGGCAAAAUUAUCACAUUAAUUAAUUCCUCUUUAUAUACAUGACACUACCAUGCAGGUCAUUGCAGCUGUUGAUUGACAUUGUUUAUUGAAAAGCGUGCUUAUUCUGGUUUUAAUCAAGUCCUUUGGUGGCAUGACUUGGAUGCAGUAUAUGAGGCCAUUAAUAAGCAGAUAAGAGAGAAUUGGAUCCGGAACAGAACCAUGAGGUACUGGCUACAUCUGCCACAUCUAAAGAGUCAAGUAGGACCAUGCAUGACUGCUUUCCUUAGCUGACAGCAUCAAUUCAGAGCUCUCAGCUCUCAGCUUUUACAUUUCUCUGAUGAGUAGCAGGUGACCUUAAAACGAUGCUAAAAUGGUUUGACAUCUUAUUAUGGUUUAGUUCCAGGGCACAUCUGGCGCUAUAACCACCACACCACUGCAGUGGUUAUGUUGCUUUUAGUGUUCCUUUAACAACAUAUCGAUUAGUGGUUCAUCGGAAUUCCGUAUCUCUGGAGAUCCAUUAGGACGUAUAACUGAGCAAAUGACAAGCACAAUGGACAAGCAGGUUUGUUUUCUUUGGGAUAUAGAGUUCCACUCAUACCACCAUAAAAAGACAUUAUUGAUGGGAAAAAGAUAAUUGAUGUCUAGGGGGCAGGCCACUAAAUGUUGAUUUCAUUCAAGUGAGAAGGAACCAAUAGAGGAAACAAGUAGAAGUAGUAAAUAAAAAAUAAACAAAUAAAUAAAUAUACAUAUAUAUAGUAUAUACACUGAACAAAAUUAUAAACGCAACACUUUUGUUUUUGCCCCCAUUUUUAAUGAGCUGAACUCAAAGAUCUAAGACUUUUCCUAUAUACACAAAGGGCCUAUUUCUCUCAAAUAUUGUUCACAAAUCUGUCUAAAUCUAUGUUAGUGAGCAAUUCUCCUUUGCCAAGAUAAUCCAUCCACCUCACAGGUGUGGCAUAUCAAAAUGCUGACAGCAUGAUUAUUGCACAGGUGUGCCUUAGGCUGGCCACAAUAAAAGGCCACUGAAUUUUGUUUGACUUUGUUUGGCAGAGUAUAUAUAACAUAUUGGUCUUGGUUUCGUUCAAAUAUAAAUAUACAUAUAAUACAUAAAUAUAUGAAUAUAGAUGAUUUGUUAUGGCAUCACCUAUUUUGGAGAAUAAUAACUAGUUCCAAAGGACCCCUACUAAAAGAGGAAAAAUGGAAAUGAGCAAGUCCCUAAAAAUGAUAAGGAAAGUUUAUUCAAAAUUGGACAAAAACUUUAUUGAAAUCAGUAGUGUUCAAGGACUCAAAUAAUCAGUAAAAAAAAAUAAUAAAUGCAUCACCUAGCAAAAGAAUAUAUAUACAUAUGGAGUCUUUUAAAUAAAUCUCAGUCUAUGGAGUGAAUAUAUGUUUUUAUAAUCACACAAAGGUAAAUGACCCUGCAAUAUAAACCACACUUGAUCCUUAGAAAAAUAGCAAUGAAGACUGUUACAAAAAAUGAUACUUAAUUAGUUUAGAUACCCAGUGGGAGUCAAAAUAUUAAUCUGUCUUGGUAUAAUGAUACUUGAGGUAACUAUGUAUCACUAACAGUAGUAGUGAUUAGGUAUAAUACACAUGCCUAUAUAAACUCAGGAGAUUUGGGGGAUAGGGUAUAACAAACCAAAAAAAACCCCUCACAACUAUCUAAUUAAAAAAGAAGAAAAUGUAUUUGUAAAGGAUAACUUAUGCCUAAUGCUAAAAGGAUAUAUUGCAAAGCAUAUAGCCUCCUAAUACCACAGGCUGGAUCUCCGAUAUAGGGAUGUAUCUAACAGUGCUACCACAACUUAACCACGUAUUUACAUUGCAUUGCUCAAGGCUCUCAUAUCAAUGGUUAAUAAAGAGUCAAAGGUAGUGUGACAAAAUGCCUUUUGUCACUACAUUUUUAGGUGACAAGUUGCCCUUUGCCCCUGGCUGUUGGAGGAGCCUGAGUGCCAGCCUCCUGCCUCAUGACUAUGGCCCUGGGUUGUAUGGCACUUUACAAACACUAUUUAGGCUAAUGGAUUUAUAUUGUGCUGCUGGCCCUUUAAGAACUGCAUUGUGGUUUAUGGACUUGUAUUGGACCAUGCUGGCCCAUUAAGAACCGUCUGGGGAUAUAUUGAGACUUUGUGUGACAAUGCCCCUUUAAGACUAUGUCCCCAGACCUUUCAAAUACUUUGUCUAUGGCUUUCUCCCACUUGGUUCAGUAAAUGGAGCUUACUGAGCCAAGUACCACACAGGCGGACCACCCAGAAGUGGAAGUGUGCAGGCAAUUUACUUCCCAGGCUGGAAGCCUGCUGUAGGUAAAUUGCCGAAUGCUGGAGGGCCGCCAUUUGACAAACGAACACGUGGCGGUGGCCAUCUUUAAUUCAGCUGAAGUUUUACCUUCUCCAGACUUUAAUGCAUUCGACAGUUCGAACGCCAUUUGACAGUUCAUUCGAGAGUUCGACAAUUCGAAUGGUUGUCAUUCGUCUGUUUGAACUGACUUUAACAUGGAAAAUAGACCGACCGCACAGCCUGAUUCUCUGGAACUGUUUUGGGCAUGAAAAUGUGCUUGCGGUUUGUCAUAAAGGACUCCCAGCUAACUUUUUAUCUACUGGAUGGAUUUGUCUGAUUUUUGGUUAUGUUUAUAUUUAAAGUGUGCUGAUUAAUAAUAUGUAAUUUACAAAUAUUGGAUGUAUAGUUUUAGGUAAAAAGUGAGUUUUAAAAUGUAUGGAUAAUUGGGUUACCUCUCAGGCUAAGGGGAGGAGAUGUGUGGGAUGCAACCAUUGUGUGAUUGAGUAUUGUAUAAUUGUCUGUGGGCGUCUGCCUUGCAGGGGAGAAUUGCAAGAAAGCAGAGUGUCAUUAAAAGAUCAGAUUAUCUUGUACCUUCUUGAAUUUUCGGCUCAUGUUUGGGGGAUUGGAGAACUACACUCUGGGGAUUGCUAUAAUCACUACACUCCCCAGGGUAUGAUCACUAAGCUCUGCUAAGAGCUUGUUCCUGUUCCUGCUCUCUGGAUUUCGGAGAGGUCAACCUACUUGGGUCCAGAGUGGGUGGAGACGGCGAGACCCCAACCAAGCUGCGGCGGUUCAUGGGGUCUGCAGUGGUUAUGGUGUUGGGCAGAGUGCUUGUAGUCCUCGGAAAGCACUAGGAGCAUCCGUCAGCGGAAGGUACCUGGUCGGGGUGCCAGCGGUUCCGUUACAGGUAGCGUUGCGAUAACACAAAUUAAAAAAAUCGGAUUAUUGCUAGAGACUCCUACAGACAAAUCACCACUCACAUACUGUGAAAAAUUAAAAACAAAUAACACAGUAUUUGUGAAACAGGAAGUCAUGGUUUGAUAAUUUUUAUGUUCAUAGUCAACCAGGUGCAUUUAAAAUGUUUUAAAUAUUAAUGGGAAUAUACUUCAAAUAUUGCAAUGUAUAGAGGUGCUAAUAAUUGCGCCACACUUAUAUUUAAAGAAAAAAAAUUUGGGGGGGAGGGGAAGGGCGGAGGAGGGGGAGGACAGGUGGGGUUAGUAGCAGUGCAGUUGUCUCACUCAUGUUUAGUAGAGCUAAUGACUCGUCAGCUCUAGGCUUGCUAGCAUUGGCAGAUAUAGACAUCCUGCCUCGAGACAGCAAAUGGAACUUACAAAUCUAAAAAAUAAAACAUCUACUUUAUUCUGAAGUACCAUACCGAUUUCAAAUUUAAAUGAACACCCAUUUUUAUUUAGAAUUUUUUGCACUGAUUUAUUUUGUGUUUAUUACUUUGUAUAUAGAUUUUUAACCUAAUUAUGUGUUAUAUUUAGUGCUAUAUAUAUUAAAAUUGAUUUUUCAUAUAUUUUAUAUUCUUUAUGACUAAUUCCUGAACUACAGUGUUUUAGAUUGUUUAGUUCAUAGUAUAGUGUUUAGUAUAACAAGGAACAUUUUUACUUAACUAACAUGCAUCCAGUGGAUUGUUUGCCAAAUUACUUUUCUUCUCUUGAGGUAUGAUGGACAUUUAUGUUUAUGCUAUUGCUUUGCAGAUAAGGAGUCUCUGACCCUGCUUCAAGGACACCUGACUAUAUUCAGGAUUGUUGUAUUUAAUUUUAUAAAAAAUAGUUUUUAUGUGCACUUGGGUUUAGAUUGUUUGCCUGAAUUUUCCAGUUUCUAGUUCUUUUAAAACACCAACGCCCUCUUUUGUACACAAAUGUUUCAGCCACACAAUGUCCUCCAUCAUCUCCUGCAAUAUUUUUUAACUAUAGAGUGUGGCAAAUGUUGUAUCUUGGAAAACAUUAACUUGGAGAAUGUUUUGUAGUAUUUAUGUUUAUUUGAACUCAUACUUGUUACCAGUAUGAAGAAAGACAGUUUGGUCACAUCCUGCCUCUUCCUUAAAAUAAAUUCACUCUGAUAUGUUAAAUGUAAGCAAUAAGAAUACAGCAAACUACAAAAACAAAAAACAAAAAGCUACAAGGAAAAACUCUUUAACAAUCCCAGCCUGUCUAGUUUUUUCCUGCAAUCUGGAACACAUAUCUGAUAGAGGGGCAGGCGCUGUUCCCUCAGCUGGUAAAACAAAUACUUUUUUUUUUCAAGCAGAGUUGCUGCUGAAUAUUGUCAAUGAGCAAAUAUAUUGGAAUAGAAACCCAACCAUACUGGGGGGAGGGAAGAGUGAGUGUGGUCAGUCCUAAAUAUAGUCAAGUCAGGAUGAAUGAAAUAUAACAAGGAAGAACCUUGCCUGGGUCAGAACCAAAUAAAAACACCACUGAACUCCAGAACCUACUACUUGACUAACUAAAACCAGUAAACAGCAUAGGGUGGUAGAUGGCAAGAUUUGAAUGCAGCCCAUGCCUAUAUUGAUGCGUUCAUAAAUGUAGAGAAGGAGCUAUAAGAAGGAUUCUGAAAUUGUGAAAAGCAAGCAUGACAUCGUGAAAUAAUGAAAGUAACUGUAUAAGAAUCAGUUAGAAAACCCAUGUUCGUGAUAUUUCCAGUUCAAGGAAAGUAUAAUUACUACUGCUAAAAUGUAUUUGCCUAGUAUUUUCUGAUUUCAUUUUUAUUGAUUGUUUUAAUAAAGGUAGACUAUAGUCACCAAAGCAACUUUAGCUUAAUUAUGAAGUGUCUGUGUAUAGAUCAUGCCCUUACAGUCUCACUGCUCAAUUCUCUGCCAUUUAGGAGUUAAAUCACUUUGUUUAUGCAGCCCUAGCCACAACUCCCUGCAUGUGACUUACACAGCCUUUUUAAACACUUCCUGUAAAGAGUCACCUAAUGUUCAUAUUCCCUUUAUGGAUCAGAAUAGAAUUAUGUACCUACAGUCAGCUGAUAUGUAAAUCCAGAUUUACUUACCUGAACCUUUUGACAGGUCCUCUUCAUCUCCUGGUGCUUUAGUAUGGGAUCCUCCAAAAAUCCUGACAGUUUUCACUGGUGACUUCUGGGUGGGAUUGACCCUUCUAGAUGGCUGUAUCUACCCCUCUCCAGUUUUUGUAGAGAUGCGAAGGGACUCCAUGAUGUAUUUAGGCAAAAUGAGCGAAGAUGCAUUCUAAUUUUGAGUACCCUUGUGGCCAUCCUAACAUACUGUAGCCCACAAUGACACCAAAGUAUAUAGAUAACAGACAUAUUGCAGGUUAGAAAUAUGUGAUUUUAAAUUCUUUAUUAGUGUAAUAUGAAUGCAAAGUGUCUUAUUUUAUUUUUACAAAAAAUAAGCUACCCUACAGGCUAUGCACUGUUUACAUGUGAAGAACUCCGCUUCAUUCCCAACUACAAUUUUGUUAUUAUUAUUAUUGCCAUUUAUAUAGCCUCAGAUUCCGUAGCACUUUACUAUAUGCCUUUUGAUUCUCCCCUCUAAUUAAACUCUUUACCAAAUUUGUUUUCAAAUUUACGGCUCUUCUAUAUAAAAUCAUGGGUCUUUCACAUACUUUAUCUUUAAAUAUUGUAUUUAAAGUAAGGACAUGACAAUAAUGGAUAUCCUGUUUUAACAAUUUUCUGGAAUCUUCUCACAUUCUUUGUGUUUAUAUGUAAUCAACUCUCCUCUAUACAUGUAACAUCAUUUAGUGCUUUUUACACUUUCCCAAAAUUAUAUAUUUUUUUAUUAAUAAAUAAAUCCUUAAGGCCAGAGGUCAAUUGUUCAUAUACCAUUUUGUCUGAGAAAUUUCUAUACAACAGAAGAAACUGGCUUUUUGGAACAUUGCCGAGCCAUGGUUCAUGGAUAUAUCUUCAUUCAACACUGUCACAGACCAUCAAAAAGGUAGAUCCGUAGAAAGGUAUAAGGUAGAUUGGAAAUUGAAAUCAUUCUCCAUGAAGAUGACCAUUUGGUAGAGCACCAAGCAGAUUUUAUUGUAGACUGUACCUCUUUCAUCUUGCCCCACAAUAAUAUUUUGUUCCAGGAUUCUUUUUACCAACAAUUGCAUGGAAAUGCUAUGGGCACCAGGUUCAUCCCCCAGUUAUGCAAACCUGUUGGUGGCAGAUUGGGAAGAUCAACACAUGUGGUUGCUGCAUGACUGCCAGACGAGAUUUAUUAAUAAUGUCAACAUUAUUUGGGAUGGCCCAAUGGGGAGUUUAUCUGUUUUUCUGAUUUACAUAAAUGAUAGUGAUUACAGGCUCAAAUUUGUAUCAGAGAUCCAAAGUAAUUGUAUCAAUUGUUUAGAUAUUACUCCUUUUGUACAUGAAGACAGGAUUUUAACAAUAUUUUUUUUAAACCCAACGGUCAAAGUAGUAACAUUGAUUUCAAUAGUUGCCAUCAUUGGCUGACUAACAUUUCAAAUGGACAGUUUAUGAGUAUUAGUUGUAACUGCACAAGGAAUGUAGAUUGGGAUGAUCAAACACAAUUUUGGCCUAAAAUUUUAUAGAGAUGGGUUAUCCAAAGGAUUUGAUCACUAAAAACCAAUGUGGAAUCUCAGAUUGGAGAAAGAAUAAGGUUUCCAUAAAAGUUGGUUUGGACAAGAGAUCAUAUUUUUAUUUAGCAUUUAAAAUGUAACAUAAUAUAAAAUUUAGAUUAGUUAUAAAAGCUUUAAUUGAAUAUUGACCGGUGCAUCUGCAGAACAAAUCGUUAGAUACUGUAAGGUUAUAGGAAAACAAAGAAUUUAAAAUAAUUAAUUGCUCCUAGUUUGUUUUCAUCAGUUGGAGUCCAACAAGAUAAGCUACAGAUGGGAGUCCAGUCAGGCCAAGUUGCAGUUGCCUUUUUUCCAUCCAUUCUAUAAAUGCAGUCAGUGUAAAAUGUUAUAUUUAGUAACUGGAAACACUUUUAGCAUAAAAAUUUUACUAACUGCAUCUCUAAGAAUGUACCUACUAUAAUGCCCCUGUGGUGUUCAGUAUGUGGAUCGCACUAUUAAACCUUUAACCCCUUAAGGACCAAACUUCUGGAAUAAAAGGGAAUUAUGACAGGUCACACAUGUCAUGUGUCCUUAAGGGGUUAAGGACACAUGACAUGUGUGACCUGUCAUGAUUCCCUUUUAUUCCAGAAGUUUGGUCCUUAAGGGGUUAAAGGAGUGUAUACUGGAGACCAUUAAACACAGUAUCUCACGACACUGUAAUCAAUGCCAAUUAUUCAAUUUAAAAAAUGUCCUGUGUGGAGAGAUUGACUUGACAAAGACCUCUUAGCAGGAUGAAACGUUGCUGCUCUGUCACUUUUUUAUGACCCAAUAAAUCUGCCCUUCGUUUGAACAUCCUGUGUGCUUGGAGACCAUUCUUCUGUUUGCCUGUGCGGAGAGAUUGACUUGGUUAGGAAUGAUAUUAGGGGAGGUAAUAUUGUUCAGAAGGUAUGCCAAGCAAGAAAUUAUGUGGCUACACAAUAUCAAAACCUAUAUGCACUUUGGAAUAAAUACUGAUAUGGACAUUAUGAUUUUUAGUUGAUAUUGUAUAUAUAGUUUAUUUAAUUUUUAAAAUUAGAUUUUCUCCCCCCUUCCCCUUUUUCUCUUUGUCUUGGUUUUUAUGUCUGUGUUCUAUGCCAUUUGAGUUGUUUUGGAGUAUAUCUUUUAAUACUUUUUGAGAAGUCUGCUUUUUCAGGUAGUGCAAAUAGAGUUUGCUUUUUGGGCAUAUAUAUAUUUUGACAUGUAUUUUAUCAUUUCUUUCAUUGUAUAUUUUAUAAAUAUUUUCAAAUUCGAAAGGAACGGACUGCACAAGUUCGGCAUACUGCAGUUAACUUAUUGUUAUUUAUCUCAUUAAAACAACUACGUUUUGAAAAUAUUACUCAUGUAUAAUUUUAAAUUAAUUGACUCUCCUUAAAUAACCUUUACAUCAAUUACAUAUGUUUGAUAAAAAGGAUGUAAUUUCCAAUUUAAGAUUGGUAAUCAGGGCCAAGCUGGGAAAAAAUUUGGCAAGGGCAUUUUUGCAUUACAGUGGCCCUGUAUUUGUUCUGCACAGCAUAAGCAAAUGUAUUAACAUGCUUGCACUGUCUUUGCUUGUGACUUGUCUCUGGUGUCUCCAUAGGUGGGAUACCAGAGGACAAGCGGUCAAGGAGGGCAUAUUGUGCAUGGUGUUUAGAGCCUGCUUGUGGGAUUGUGUGUGUAGCAUGAGCUGAUUGUGGUGUGGUUUGUGAAAAUAGUUCAGUUCAACUGUGUUAUGUUUGUGUUGUAAUAUGUGUGGCUUGGUGCUGUAGAAACUGAGAGAGAGAGUGUGUGUAUAGGGGGCAUAGUGUGAAUAGGGGUUGUAGCGACUGUGUGCAUUGGGGUGUAUGUCUGUUUAGGUGAUGUAUUGUGUGUAGGGGUUGGAAAGAGUUGUAUUUAGGGAAUGUAGUGUUUUUGCUAGUGUGUGUGCAUAAAGAAGACAGAGUGUGUAUGUCAGAAAUGUAGUGUGUGUUUAGGUGGUGCAGUGUGUGACUAUAGGGGAUCUAUUGUGUGUAAGUGAUCUAGUGUGUGUGUGAAGAGCCAGGCGUGUGUAUAAGGUUCUAGUGUGUGUAUGUGUAGAGAAUCCAGAGUUGUGUAAGUGAUCUAGUGUGUUUGUGAGGAGUACAGUUUGUGUGUGAGUGGUGCAGUUUGUUUGUGUGUGAAUGGUCCAUUAUAUGUGUGAGUGAGGGGUGCAGUUUAUGUGCGAAUGGUGCAGUGUGCGUGUGUGUGUGGAGGGUGCAGUGUGUGUGCAUGUGAGGGAAGCAGUAUGUGUGUGAGGGGUGUAGUGUAUGUGAGGGGUGCAGUAUGUGUAUUAGUUGUGCCGUGUGUGUAUGUUUGAAGCAGUUUGUGUAUUGGCAAAUAUUGUGGUUGAGAGGGUGGCAGAAUAAAGCAAUAUAUGUAUUUUUUAAAUUAAAAAAAUAUAUACUUGCUGUCCCCCCUCCCUUCUUAACUUUGCCCAGGGAGAGGGGACCUUGCUUCAAUCCCUGGCAAUCCUAGUGGUGAGUAAACUCUAGGCAGCAGCUAGUAGGGCUAGAGUCCACUCUUGCGAAAUCAGAGCAAUGCCACCUGAUUUCGCAAGCGGAUGAACCUGGUUUAGCUGUAAGCUGGUCCCCCCAGCUCUCCUCUCACCCUUUCCUCCCUCCCUGUGUGUUGCAGCAAAAUGUCCAUGGUCUCCCCAUUGUCCGGUCAAGUCACACAGCAGAGCUGUGCUUUGAUAGCGCCAGCCCUGAAUGGGCCAGCAGGGGGUAAUACUCUGCUCUUCCCUGCCAUCCAUUGCGGUCCUGCUAAUUUUAAGAUCUAGGAAAUUUAUAUCUUUAUAACUUCACUGCAUGGUAAAUUUAAUGUAUUCCUACACCUUAUUUAUAUGACUUGGGUACAUCCAUGUAUCUGUGAUAGAGGAUCAGGACCAAAGCCCAGGCAUGCCCCCCAAAGACUACAUCCUCAUUUCAAUAGGACACAAAGAGGUUGGCAUUGCUAAGUACAAUAAAACAAAAUAAAGGUACACUGUGCUUUUAAGAACAUUAUAAAGUGCUAUAUUAUAAAAACAAGUGUUUAUCACAAACAUAUGUACUUGGAUAAUAACAAAAUAUCCAACCCAUUAAACUAACACAAACACACACUGCAUCCACUAUACUCACUCACACUGCAUCCAUUGCAUACACUGCAUCCACUACACCAAGCAUGUCAAACUCAAAGGUUAGCACGGGCCAAAUAAACAAGGUUUAAGUUGAUGUGGGUCACAAAAAAACUAAAAGUUUUCAGUUUUCAUAGAAACUUGGGUUUAUUUUGAAAAGUACAGAAUAAACAAAGUUGCCUAACUGACACUGGAUGUCCUCUUGCUUUUAGGGCUUCACAGUAAACAAAAGAGCGGGUUUAUUUUAACCCCUUAAGGACACAUGACAUGUGUGACAUGUCAUGAUUCCCUUUUAUUCCAGUAGUUUGGUCCUUAAGGCGUUAAGGAGACGUGUAUUUGCAUAUAAUAAAUGUUUCACUCCAACUACCUUGGCAUAUUAAGAAAAACUUGGUAAUGGGACUGAAAUGGUGAAUGUAUGAUGUUGCAAAGCUGAAAAAAAACCAAAUGACGUCAUCUUGUUGAUUUUAAAGUCCUAUGAGUGUGUUCUGCACUCUGGCUGAGAUCAUUAAACGUGAUGCUUUCCCAUAGGAGCGUUCAGCGCCUCCAUGCAGACUCAAUCUAAUACACUGCCCUCCCCAUUCUAAUACACUGCCCACGAAUCCAAUCAAAUACACUGCACCCUCCACCCGAUCUAAUAUACUGCCCCUUAAUUUAAUACACUGCCCCUCCUCUCUCCACUUUAAUUGACUACAUGGCCCCCACUCCAACCACUCUAAUUUACAUUAGAUACAUUGCCCCAAAAUUCAAUCUAACACACUACACCCUUCACCCAAUCUAAUAUACUACCCCUUAAUCUAAUACACUGGCCCCCUCCUUCAGAUUAAUACAGUGCCUACUCACUCUCUCAAAUUAAUACAAUGGCCCCCUCCCUGCCCAACUUAAUACAGUGCCAACUCCCUCCCCCAAUUUAAAACAUUGGCCCCCUCCCUCCCUUAAUUUAAUACAGUGCCACGUGUAGUAGGGUGUAACUUGCAUGGUUCUUUUAACUCUCUUUAUAUCCACAUUUGUGUGCCUUUCUACUGUGCAAAACAGUUAGCUGGGUCUAUUGUGGGAGAGUGCAAUUUUGCGUGAAGAUUUUUUUUUUUAGUUAUCUGGAAUUGAUAUUCAUUUAGAUGUUUGGUAAGAGCAGAUUUAUCCUCUGGAUCAUGUGUCCUGCAUGACUUUCUCUCGAGUUUACGGCCUGUUCUCUUAAUUUCUCUGAUGGUGCUAUCAAACCACGGUGCAUUGUUGUUGGUUUUGACAGUGUGUAUGCGUGUUGGUGCAAUGUUUUCUAGGGUAUCGCUCAUGGUUUUGUUGUAGAGUUGGACUAAGGAGCUGGGGUCUUCACAGGUGCCCAUUAGUUCACUUAAAAACAUAUGUGAUGUUACAUCCAAUGGUGUCACCCGUUUUAAUGAGCGGCGUUUGACCAGGUUCUGAGGCUGGGGCCUGACUGAUUGUGAUACAAUGGAGAAGUGAAUGGAGUGAUGGUCUGACCAAACAACUGGAUAUACAGAUACUUGGGACACUUCUAGUCCAGACUGGAACACUAGAUCAAGUGUAUGACCUUUUCUGUUUUAAAACUUUAUUUUAAUUUAUUUCAGGCAGCUCCCCCUGCUGGCACUGCUUUGGACGACUAUUCUGUCCAUGUGAUCACUUCAUGUGGUAUGGCCAUCACUCAAGAGACACACUGGUAAAGAUUAUUUUUUUUGGGGGGGGGAAAUGCACCUUCACUUUUGUAGUCAAAAAUCAUGUUACCAGCCCUGUGAGCUUUAGCACUUUAUCCCGCCCCUAAUGAUGCCUAUGAAUUUGACUGUAAUUUGACUGUAAUUCUCAGCCAACAAAUGUUAUUUAUAGAAUAGUAAACAGCUGCAAUCAAAAAGCUUGUAGUGGACAUUCCAAUCACAUUGCAGCAGGCAUCUAUUUGAUCAAAUAAUCAAUGCUGGCUUCUAGGAUUAAAUGAUUGUAUCUUCCUCAGGUAGAUAACCAUGUUUCAUAUUUGUGUUUUUGUGAUACUAGUCCUGUAAUGAUUUUAACCUCCAAGCUCUAUAAACUAGAUUUUAAUGUACUAUUAAGUCGAGUUGAGAUAACACAUAACCUUUUUUUUUGGGAGGGGGGGUCAAUUGACUUUUCAGUUAUAACUGACAAUUUGCUCUCUCUUUAAUUAUUAUAUAUUCUAUGUCGAUUCUCUGCUAAUAGAGUUUAAAACUUAGCUUCUUAUUCGAAUCAUGCUCUUUCUUUCAGCAAGAAUAACUAACAGGUUUUUAAGCCUUGAGUUUGCUGAAAUAAACAUAUCUAAUAAUGCGAAAGACCUUCUAGCAAACUUCUAGACCGUGCCAUUACAAUUUAUUCUAGUAAUUUUUACUUUGUAUUUUACAAUUCAUAACAAAAGCUCAAUUUAUUGUAACACAUUGUUUUUAUUGUAUUUAAUAAUGUGUAGUGAGAGAUCAUCUAAAUCAAUUAAAUCUAAACUGAUUUCCAGUAGAAUGCAAUAAAACAAAUCGGGAAACAAUUAAAGGAACACUCCAGACACCUAAAGCACUUAAGCUUCCUGAAAAGCUUUAAACGCGAACAGUGUGUAAUUUUGCAAAAAGUGCAAAUUUCAAUAGAAAUUAACACUUAUAAAUUUAUCUUGUUACACUGCCUUGGCUUUGAAGUAGACAAUAGGUCCAAUUACUUCCUGGUUUGUUUAGCUCAGUGGAGCCAAACUCGAGGCAGCAAUUGCUGAGUGCACCUGCCUUGCAUUGAGCUGCAUUGGGAAGUCUGUGAUUGAACAGCUACCGAAAGUCUGGGAGCGGUGAGAAGGGGAGGGUUUCCAAGGUCAGCAGACAAGAGAACUGCAGGUUUUACAAGCUGUUUUUAGAUUAAAUGCAUCUAAUUUUCAUUUGGGAUAUAUCUACUGUGACAAACUGCACAUAAACUCUCUUAUUUUCCCUAAACCCAAGUUACUUUCCCUUUGGUACGAUAUUUCUAUCUACCGAACACAGACCAACCCCUGGCUCAUUAUCUUCAGAGUAACAACAAACUUAAGUGCUCUCUCCAAAGGACGCAUUGCUCUGGAAAAUGGCGUCCAUCUUGUCUCCCGAAUGCAGGCAGCGGUACUUGGUCGUUGAGUGUCUGGAACUCCAAGACAGACACUGUGACUCGCGAACACUGGUAACUUUGUACCGCUGCGUGCUUUUGUUCCUGACAAGCCAGGAGAGUGCUGUGCGGUGGAAAGGUAUGCACAAAUUAGGCAAACAAUCGCUACCUAUGAGCCAGGGUAACCCUUGUUCGUUAGGAACUCCAGAAAGUGACUGACUGCUACUACUUUUCUUAUGGAACAAAUUUGGGCAGCCAUCAAAAACUUUAUCCCAGUGGCAGUUCGUCUGUAUUCAUGGGAACUGAGUGCUAUUUGGGUGCUCAAAUCCAGGCUAUCCAGAGAUAUAAGACUUGUGGGGUUCAUAUUAAGAUUGUUUAUGUUUUGGGGUGUUUUAUGUUUUUUUUUCAAUUUGAAAAUUUUUAUUUUCAGAAAAGGAAAUUGAGGGUACAGAAAAAAAAGAAGGGGAGGGGGGAAACGACUCGACCAAGACAUCUUAUUCUUCAUAUUGUAACAUACAUAUGGUUGACAUUGAUAAAAAUACAUAGUGAAGUUGGUAUUGAUGAGCAUACAAUAAUGAGAACAUAAACGUUCAAUAAGCAGUUUACAAUUAUACAUCUGUAGGUAUCUACGCCACUACAAAUAGUCAUAUAGCUAUAUAUACACCAUUCUACCUAUUUAUUGUGUGUCCCUAGUUUGGGUCAUAUUGUAUCAUCUCUUACCAUGUGUGUGGGUCGUCUCUUUAGGGAUGAUUUGUCCUGACUAACCGACUUUCUACGUUGGGCUAGUUAGAUUAUGGUGGAUGGUGGUGUAUCAUUGGAAGCCAUGGUUCCCACAACUGUUCCGUGAGCCGUGUUUUUGCAUGGGAAUCUGAGAAAAGUACCUCAUAUCUAUAAAAUUGGUAUAUCUUGUUCAUUAGUUCUUUGUGUGUUGGGCAGUGUAUGCUCCUCCAGUGUAGAGCAACGAGGUUUCUAGCCGCUAGUAUGAUAGUGGAAGCCAACUUCUUGGCUCCUUUUUUCCAUGUGGGUGGGAAGAGCAAUAGGAUCGCCACCAUCGGUGUGAGGUCAGCCGUGUAACCUAGUGUUUUUUUCAGUAGUUGUUGUACAUGUGACCACAAGGGUUUGAUCUCACUACAUUCCCACCAGAUGUGGGCCAUGGUUCCUUCCCCUAAGCCGCAUCUCCAACAUUUGGAGUCUACUGUAGGGUAUAUUUGAUGUAGUCUUUGCGGGGUAAGGUAGCACCGGUAUAUCUCUUUUUUGUGUGCCUCUAUAUGAGAGAAGCAAGAUGUGAGGCCUUUAAGAGCAUUUAAUGACUGAAGCCAUUCUUUAUCAGUGAGUUCGGGUAUAUCCUCUUUCUCCCAUUGUUUUACAUAGUUAAAAGCAUGUGGUGGUGCAUGGCCCAGGAGGGUCUUAAAGCAUAAGGAUAGGGAUUUGGGUUUUGCCGGUGCCGACAGGCAUCUCAUAAUGAUAGUCAAUGUGUGGGUCCCUUGUGGUGGAACUAUUGGAAGUUUUAACGUCACCUUGGCGUGCAUAAUGCUCUUUAGUUGUAAAUAUUGGAACAUAAAGGAGUUGGGUAUCUUGUAGUUGGCCUGUAAUGUAGGGAAGGUCAUGAGUUCAGUUUGGGAGCAGAGGUCUUUGAUGUGGUUGACACCAUACGUGGCCCAGGGUCUUAGUGACAACCACUCCGACACUCCUUCCAGUGCCCCCAACGGGGCAUAUAUACAGAAUUUCCCUUUCUCAGACAUGGUGGUCAGUAAUUUGUCCCAUAUAUGUACAGUUAGUUUAGUGGUGGGGUAUAGUGGGAGUUUCUGUGGUCUGUACACUUUGGGGGACCAUAGUAUGUUAAGCAUGAGGUGCGGAGAAAAUUUUUCAUGUUCCAUGUCGACCCACUGAAAUGUGUUUCUGGGGGCAUGGAGGCGAAUUGCGAAUUCGAGGAUGGAGGCUUCAUAGUAAGUAGCUAGUUUUGGAAAGCCAAGACCACCCAUCAUUUGUGGGAGUUGGAGUAAGGAUUGAGGUAGUCUGGCUUUUGCUUUAUUCCAGACAAAUCUAGUUAUGGUUGUUUGUAGGGUUUUCAAUACGUGUGGUGGUACGUUGAGAGGUAACAUUCUAAAUACGUAAAGGAUUUUGGGUAGUAGUACCAUUUUUAUAGUAUUGAGUCUGCCCAGCCACGACAGGUGGGUGUGCUUCCACGUUUGGAAGUAUGAGGUGCAGGUAUGUUGCAGGGGUCCAUAGUUAAGAGAUACCAUUUUUGAGGUGUGUAGAGCUAGUUUCACUCCUAAAUAUGUGAUGUGCUUUUGUCUCCAAUCAAAGUUGAAGCCCUGAUGUAGUGUAUGUACCUGUGUCAUGGACAUAUGUAUCGGUAGGGCCUGUGUUUUAUUGCUAUUGAGCUUGUAGUAUGAUAUAAAGCCAUAAUCCUGUAGAAAACCCAUUAGGCGGGGUAGAGAAACUUCUGGUUUGCUAAGGGAGAGCAAGAUAUCAUCUGCAAACAUUGAUAAUCGAUAGUUGGAUUGUCCUAUGUGUAUUCCCGUAAUGAGAGGGUCUUGUCGGAUUUUGUGAGCUAGAGGUUCUAAUGCAAGGAUGAAAAGGAGGGGGAUAGGGGGCACCCUUGCCUAGUUCCAUUAGUGAGGCCAAAUGGAGAGGAGAUGAAUCCAGAUUGAUAUACUUGGGCAGUAGGGUGGGUGUUUUAUGUUUUAUUCACUGUACCUCAGAGAUAAUCAGUUUAAGCAGAGUAGACUCACUUAUCUCCCAGAUACAGAGACACCUGGGUGUGUUACAUAUGUUUCUGCUGGAGACCCCAUGCUGGGGGUCUGUGUAUAAAAGUGGGCCAUCUGGCCAUAAUAAAACAUUCCUGUUGUAGCCCUCAUCAAGUUUAGGCCGAUGUUUAGGUAUGCGAAUGACUGAGAACUAUAAUUUACACAACCUUACGAGAUUUCGGGAGAUUGCUUACAAACGUACGAACGUACUAAGUACAUGAGGUUCGUAGUAUCUACUAAACAGUCAUUUUAUUUAUUUUGUAUUUGGAUAGUGGAGUGUCCCUUUAAGUUUAUUAACAAAAUAUACCUAUUUAUGUCUAAUAUAAUUUCCAACAUAAUGCAUACCAAAUGAUAAUUUUUUAAGUUACACAUCUUCAGCUAACAAUUUUUUGGUUUUGUUUACAAAAUGCUAAUUUUGCGCUAAAAUAUACAGUAUAUUAAUGGCAUAAUAUGAGGUACAGGCAGAUAUUAGAAUCAUAUAUAUUUAAACUGGCAAUAUUUCUUCCAAGUCUGCUCUCAUGCUGCUGUUCAUGGUAAAUAGCUACAAAUUGCAAUUUGCAUGCAUAAAGUAGUGUGAUUUUAGCUGUAGGGAUUUUUGUAAAUUAAUAAACUGUGUCCAGGUAGACAAUGCCAAUGAACCGUCUUACUCCAUUAUCUAUGCAAUAAACAUACUUUACAAAUAUAUAAAUAAGGGAGAAUGAACGAUAUAUUAUCAUAUAUAUAGUUUUUCCUUCUCCCUUAUAUUUUCUAAUUUUAUACCAUAUUGUGCACAAUCAACUAUUCCAAUCUUCUGGUAGCCCAUUCUACAGAAACAGUGCACUUGUCUGUCCAUAACAUUCUUAUGAAAGGGCAGAAUUCUAAGCCUUCUUCCUUCUUGACUCUUUUGAAAAAGUUGAUUAUACUUUCCUUAUCUUUAUCUUGACUAACCUUGGUAUGCAUGAUAUUACCCUCACUUAGAUCCCCUGUCUGCUAAUGUUCCAACCCAUUUUUCAAAAACUCCAUUUGCUCCUUCUCCUGUGCAUUUUCACUCAUAGUCUCCUCUCUCACAUCUUUCUUCAAACCUCUAAAGACAAACCUCUUUCCAAAAUCCUUUUUUGCCACACUAUAACCUAAUUUUCAUUACCAAUUCGUCUCAGUCCAGCUAAUAUGCACAUUAAUACUACCCCCCUAAUUCCUACCCUUCACCUCCUCCCCACCACAACACCACACACUCAAUUCUCCAGUUUGUAUUCUGCUCAAGUUGACUAUGUACCCUGUGACUAUAUUAUUACUUGCUUGUUACCAACUUUAUUAAAGCUCAAAAGCCAUAAGAAAUGUUGAACAAAUCAUAAACAAACCAACAAGUACAUAAAUAAAUAUAUCUAUAAUGAAUCUAUAAUAUUUAACAUAACUGGUGUUUUCCCUUAGCUUUAACCCCUUAAGGACCAAACUUCUGGAAUAAAAGGGAAUCAUGACAUGUCACACAUGUCAUGUGUCCUUAAGGGGUUAAAUAAUGUGGACGUAUAUUAUGUCAGGUUCCAAAUGUAAAUUAAUUUCAUGUUAAUGUUUAAUAAUAGUUUACAUUUUGUUCUUUGCAGGAAAUUCCUACUUCAGUGAACAUGAAUUCCAGCCAGAUACUUGGAAAGGUUUAUUCUGAAGAAAAACUGUUCACAUGCUUUUAGUGAUGAACUCGUCCCUACAGUUACGUAUACUAGAACUUAACCUAAGUGGUUUAGAGGGUAACAUAACAGAGCCAACAAGCAAAAUUAAGGUUUCACCAUGCGAUCAAGUGGUAAUAGCUGCAGAGGUGUUUCUAACACUUGGUAUUGUGAGCCUCCUUGAGAACAUCUUAGUCAUCUGUGCUGUCAUCAAAAAUAAGAAUUUGCACUCCCCUAUGUAUUUUUUUGUAUGUAGCUUAGCAGUGGCUGAUAUGUUAGUUAGUGUGUCCAAUGCAUGGGAGACAAUAACAAUAAAUCUCAUAAAACACAAGUUUUUAAUUAUGGAAGAUGCCUUUAUACGUCAUGUAGACAAUGUCUUUGACUCAAUGAUCUGCAUUUCAGUGGUGGCUUCCAUGUGCAGCCUGCUUGCCAUUGCAGUAGACAGAUACAUCACUAUCUUCUAUGCUUUACGUUAUCAUAACAUCAUGACGAUGAAAAGAUCAGGAAUCAUUAUUGCAUGUAUAUGGACAUUCUGCACUGGAUGUGGGAUUAUUUUCAUCCUUUAUUAUGAAUCACCUUAUGUCAUAGUAUGUCUAAUUACAAUGUUUUUCACCAUGCUGCUCCUGAUGGUAUCACUGUAUAUCCAUAUGUUCCUGUUAGCUCGUACUCAUGUAAAAAAGAUAGCUGCUUUACCUGGCUACAACUCAGUUCAUCAGAGGACAAGUAUGAAAGGGGCAAUCACUCUAACUAUAUUGAUAGGCAUUUUUAUCGUGUGCUGGGCUCCAUUCUUUCUCCACUUGAUUCUGAUGAUCUCUUGUCCACAGAACCUGUAUUGUUUAUGUUUCAUGUCUCACUUUAAUAUGUACCUUAUUCUAAUAAUGUGCAAUUCUGUUAUUGAUCCUUUGAUAUAUGCAUUUCGCAGUCAGGAAAUGAGAAAAACUUUCAAGGACAUUAUUUGUUGCUGCAGUCUAAGAAUUGUUUGUGAUUUUCCUACCGAAUACUGAAAAAAAACUUGUGGAGUGGAGUAAUUUUCAUGCCAUUGAAUAUCACAAAAAGGUCAUGACAAUUUACAAUGCAUUUACUGUCAACAUGUUGCGUAGUGAACAUAUUUAUGUUCAUAAACAUUACUAACGGGUUUAUUUAUUAAGGUGAGAGUUCAAAAUGAAUUCAGAGUGAAUUUCAAUUAUAAGACUAAAAUAGCGAAACUGGAAAUAUUCUGCAAGUCAACUAUGCUUCCAUUUAGGCUAUAUUAGCCUUAUACUUGAAAUUCUAUUUGAAUUCCACACAGUCAUCACUUUAGUGAAAACCUCUGUUGGUCAGCUAUUCGUUCCGUUAGGCUAUUUUGACCAUAAAUCUGCAAUUCUGUAAUUAGUAUGUUUAUGGGUUAAUUAACUAAUGAAAAUAUGUGAUAAACAAUAGUAUAUUUCCAGUUGUAUAACAAUAAAGAUAAAUUUAUUUGACAAAUUCCACUGUCACAUUUCCUUGCACAGUUUUAGUGAACAUAAAUCAUGAUUUCAUCAUGACAUUUAAUGGAUGACAUAAUUAACAUGCUCAUGUAUUUUUAGAUACAGCCUCAGGUCUAUAAUGUAUCUGUAAUCUCUUACUAUAUCAAACAAUCAGUUUAUGAUUGAUUAUUGACAAAUAAUGCUAUAUUUAACAUUAACUAUCCCAUACUAUAUGAACACAUGUAGUAAUAAUAAUGUUAAGGACUGCAAGCAACAAACAUAGAAAUAUCCUAGAAAUCAAACCAUACUGCCCAACUUCUGAAUUUGGGAAGUCAGGAUGUGUGUACAGAGUCAGCAAGUGAUGCCUACAAUGGGCAGGGCUGCAUGGAAAAUAGGUGGGCUUGCCCAAAAGGGGGCCCACCAGCCUGAAAAAGAGAUGGGGCCACCACCUGACAGGCAGUCUGGCUUACCCCAAGGUAUCAGGUCCAUUAGGGAGUGCUGCUGAAGUACUCCCUGCAUAGCCCUGGUGCCGCUGCACAGUGCACGCGCUGUGCUGCCCAGGGACCCCUUGUGUCCCCAGAUGCAGAACCACAGGGAAAUAAAGCAAGACAGUGGGACAGCACCCAACACACAGGACUGUUGAGAGGCAUGAGUAGAAUAGAAAUAGAUUACACUGAUAUUACAGGUGCGAAUUUACUGAAAGCUUACUGGAAUUGACCAGCAAUGUAAUGGCUGAUGGGUACUUGGAAAAACUAUCUAUGUAAUAUUUAUUCAGAUUACAAUGUUAGGAUCAUAAAAAAAAAGAAUUAAUAUAGAUAUUGUAAUUAGUACGUGGGCGAGGUUGCCCAUAGUGUCCAUCCCAAUGCACAGGAUUACAAGGUCGUAGGUCAUGCCCACAGCAUGAAGGGGGUGGUAUGAGGGCAGGGCUAAUUCACACCAAGUGCUGUUUGCUGCCGAUCUGCUUCUAUUGCCUACCUGCUAGUGCCAGCCACACUAUCCACCCAUCCAAUGAAGAGCCAUUAGGUGUUGAGGGAUUAGCAUUUUUGCCUGCAUUAAGUAAAUAUUUUGACCUGAAGGGACAUUCUUUGCCAACCCAGUGAGCAACAUUUCUUGUUCUUCAAGUGAUAAGUGAACUUUUCUUUUGCCUUUUUGUGGGAAAGGUGGGGGCGGUUGCCAAUUUAGGGAUCCUCCGCAGGUGCCAAAUACACCUGUUUAGGUGUACACCUCUGGAUACAUAUGUUUUUAACAUUGCCUUUAACAUAUUAUUAUUUUUCUCACCAAGGAAUUGUUUGCAUUUUCAUGAAGCAUGUUACUUUUUUUUUUAAAUUUAGUUCCAUCAAUCAAUAUUUUCUCAAUAUAAUCAAUAAUACAUUAUUUCCUAAAUGUCCAUUUACUUGAAUAUUUUAAACAAUGCCAAAUUUUAGCUCCUUGUGAACGCAACACCAUAUUGUUUACAGUUAAGCUAGACAAGGAGAUUUAAAAGGAACAAUGCAUAUGUGCUAAAUGAUGUACAAAAGUGACAAAAGAAUUAUUAAUCGUAUCACAUUGAUAGUUUGCUGAUUGCUCCUUGUACAACAUAACAGAAAAACAAGUAUAUGUAUGUUUCUGGACUUGAUGUUUUCUCAUUCAUGAUGAUUUUCUAACGUUUGUGUAUUUAAUGGAUGCUGUAUUCAUUUAUAUAUUUUAUUUAUCGAUACAGAUACACACCAGUUCAUAUGCAUAUUCCCUGGCUAUAUCCAUGGCAGCAUAACAAUGGGUAAUUCCUCCCUAUCUCUAAUUACCAUCCCUCUCUAUAAUCAUCCCACCCUCAGUUGUCUCUAGUGGGGCCAGGAGAGAUCUUCAUGCCUCUAAGGAAGCCGUCAGUAGAUGGAUAGUUUCUGCCAUCAUUCAGUCUUAGGAGUUCUGGUACCUGAUGGAUUCAAAGCUCAUUCUACUAUAGCCCUUUCAUCCUCUUGGGCUGCAGCAGCUAAAGUCUGCCCGGAACACAUAUGCACAGCAGCUACUUGGUCCUCAACCAAUACUGUCAUAAGGCAUUACCAUUUGGACAUUAUAAUCCAACAAUUUGAUAAUUCUGGCAAGAGUGUGCUUUCAGUAUCUAAUUGAAAUAAGUUUUUGGUGUUUCUUUCCCUCUCUUGGUUAUUGUUUGGGCAUUACGCAUUGUUGUGCUGCCAUUAAGGAAGACCUUUUUUGUAUUUUUACACUGCUAUGUAUGCACUUUUAUUUAAUUUUACUGUGAACUUCUAUAUUCUUAUUUAUAGCUUGAAUCUAAUUGUGUUGUCAGCGAGGAGUUAUUUAACAGGAGUCAAGUGAUAUGAUUGUUGAUGAAACCAAGAAAAGAAUGAUAACAUAAUUAUGGCAACGUAAUGAAAACUUGAGGAAAUGGAAAAGAAAACAGUAUACGCUUUUUAAAAUGCAAAGGCUUUUUAAGCAAGAAUCGACAAAAAAAGUUUAUGAUUGUAUGUUGAUGUUUAAAUGUAAAGUGUUGUAGAUGUAUGUAUUAGAAUAAAG
Molecule: messenger RNA, 26117 nt
Organism: Pelobates cultripes (western spadefoot toad)
Lineage: Eukaryota; Metazoa; Chordata; Amphibia; Anura; Pelobatidae
Source: the annotation of a GenBank genome assembly